UACCCCGGUCAUAAUAUUUACGUGCGGAGAGUACUUUAACCACGUCCGCGUCAAUGAUCUCAUUUCCCAUCUACGGCGUCAGCAGCACUUUGAGAAUUUAGUAACAUCUGUGCACUUCUUAUGGAUUUAAGAAGCGCGAUUCGCCGUGCAUAAUUAUAUAAAGAAUCAAAAUCAUACAAAAAUUACUCUGUAGCGACUGUGAUUCCUUCACAAGCGAUAACAACCAUGGCGGCACACGCCCUCGAUGACUACUAUCUGGGAAUCACGGCCCUCAUCACCGUUGUAUUCCAGCUCCUUUUCUUCUUUGUCGCGUAUACGCUUCAAUUCGAUAAAGUCACCGAUCUCGCAGGUGGCUCCAACUUUGCCAUUCUGGCCAUCGUGACACUGGCAAUGGGAGGCUAUGUACAUGUCCGCCAGCUCGUUGUCACCAUAUUUAUGCUUGUAUGGUCUGUAAGACUAGCAGGCUUUCUCUUCUUCCGUAUCUUGCGCACUGGCCAUGACGAUCGCUUCAACGAGAUGCGCUCCGAGUUCUUCUCCUUUCUUGGCUUCUGGAUCUUCCAGAUGGUCUGGGUCUGGACGGUGUCCCUCCCAGUUACUGUUCUUAACUCGCCCAAUAUUACACAAUACGACCAAGUCAAGUUUGGCACUGGCCGAGAUAUUGGCGGUAUUAUUCUGUUCGCGAUUGGCUUCUUUAUGGAGGUGGUCAGCGAUGCACAAAAGUUUGCGUUCCGCAACUCUCACGAUCGUUCCGCCAUAUGCGACAGCGGAUUAUUUGCAGUCUCCCGCCAUCCAAACUACUUUGGUGAAAUUAUUCUUCACUUCGGUAUAUAUAUGAUUGCAGUAUCGCCCGCGACUGACGGGUACGUCAAUAACGAGGCAUACAACGCACUCUACGCGUCCAUUGUAGGGCCUUUCUUCAUUACAUUUCUUCUCAUGUUCCUUUCUGGCAUGCCCCUUUCGGAGCGGCCAAAAUCAAAGGACCGGUACGAGAAGAACAACAACUGGCCGGCUUAUAAGCACUGGCUGGACCGCACGAGCAUUCUUAUCCCCUUCCCACCGCAGUUAUACGAGAAGGUACCGACAAUUCUCAAGAGAACCAUCUUGUUGGAAUUCCCCAUGUAUGUUUUCGACCCAGCGAAGCACUCGGCCUCGAGUGCGCCAGAUGCGGAGGCGGCACAUGAACAAAGCCGAGGAGAUGCCGAGGACCAACGGCAAAGCGCAGAAGCCAGAUUAGUUUAGACAUUUUAUUAAAUUAAACUAUGAUUCUCUACGCCUAUAAAAAGGGAGUUGAAGUUGAAAAUGCCAGUCUGCUACACGCCCAAAAUGAAAAACACCCCUACCUUUAAUGCUUUUCGAUGUCUACCGCGCCAUGAUUUUACUUUGUGAGCUCCCCGAAAACAACAAAGGCCAAGACGUACUAAAUGCAAUAUUCAACGGAAUUUCCAAUGAUAUGAGUCCUUAUGCGUUAGUAUCCGCAUCUGCGCUGGGUGAAGGAGGCUGGUCGAUGGCAUUCUGCAGUUUGACAAACUCGGUUGGCGUGCUUGCAUCUGAUGCAGUUUCUGCUCCUUCAGGAAUGGGCACCAUGGCGCUGUUGGUACAGAUAUGUAUGGCUUGGGACCAAUCCAGGCCUUGGAUGCAGCCGCCCUUGACGGAUACAAAAUCUUGGGCCUGUAUAGAAGACGUGUUAGACAUGGGACGGUAGUCCAGGAGAGGAGGAAAGAACAAACAGGAGUUGAAUGGAGGAGUCUAGUGCCGCAUUGACGACAAAAGUAGCUGAAUUGAUCAUUAGCAUAUAAAGAAAAGUCGCCACCUUCAAACCCGAAUGAGCUCCUUACCAGUAUAAGAGAGGUCCCUUGGCAGUCGGUCGGCUGGCGGGGUGGCAUAUAUUAGCACGCGUCUCCAUAUCGGAAGAGAAGAUCUAUAAUUCAAGUAAACUAGUAAUACGCACGAGUAGCAGCUCAAAUUUUCAUUCUCCGGCAGCGCAAACCGGGGGAAUAUGGCCGACGUGCCAAAGGCGGAGCCGGUCUGCAACUUACACCCGCGACAAUGGCAUAUAUACAGCGCCAGGGGCGACGGGGAGGGUGUUUUGAAUGCAACGGCACCGCAUUGGCAUCGAGUGUCCAUGUUGACGAGUGAAUUGGGUCUCCCUUUGGACGGGAGGGCAACAGUGAGGGGGACACGUGUGCGUGAAUACGGAACCCUGGACGCAGACGAGGGCCAACGGUAUAAGUUGGGGAAAAGAGAGUGGAAGUGCUGAAAAAGGCCACACGGUGAGAAACCAGCGGCACGAGGAGAAGA
This is a messenger RNA of [Torrubiella] hemipterigena, 2298 nucleotides long. The record is from the annotation of a GenBank genome assembly. Lineage: Eukaryota; Fungi; Ascomycota; Sordariomycetes; Hypocreales; Clavicipitaceae.